This is a messenger RNA of Aricia agestis (brown argus), 1695 nucleotides long. Its product is annotated as glucose transporter type 1-like. Gene Ontology annotation, molecular function: hexose transmembrane transporter activity. The record is from RefSeq and is a predicted model, not a curated record. Gene Ontology annotation, cellular component: membrane. Bases 179 to 1621 code for a protein of 480 amino acids. Gene Ontology annotation, biological process: monosaccharide transmembrane transport. The transcript is spliced from 3 exons. NCBI's taxonomy places the organism in Eukaryota, Metazoa, Arthropoda, Insecta, Lepidoptera, Lycaenidae.
UGAUUUGGGUGCGAUCAUUAAAUUUAUAGAAUGAAUAAAUAAAAUGAACUUUAUACAUCUUAUGUGCUGUAAAAAAGCUUUAAUAAAUGUGGUUUAACCGAACAUAACAAUGAUUUCGUGACAAUUCAGGAAAUGAAGUUUAUUUUCUUCAGAUAAUUACAGUUGUGCGCGGAACGCCAUGGAGGAAGAAAUUCACGCAUCUUCCCUGCUCCAACGACGAGAUUCUCUACCUCGUGGCACAAUGAGCGGGGGCGUGACAGGCGCACUGCUCUAUGCAGUGUUCAGCGCUGUUCUCGGAAUGCUCCAGUUCGGCUUCAACACUGGAGUCAUAAAUUCGCCGAAGGAAUUCAUACAAAAUUUCAUAAUAGCGAACUACGAGGUCGACGCCGAUACCCUGUUCAGUGUGAUCGUCUCGAUAUUCGCCGUCGGCGGUAUUAUCGGCUGCCCGCUGGCCAGCUGGAUCGCCGAUAAAAAGGGCCGUAAGUUCGCCUUAAUCAUAAAUGCCGCUUUCGGCGUCGUCGGAGCUGUUCUCAUGGGCUUCAGCGAGAGCGCAACGUCAGUCGCUAUGCUCAUAAUUGGAAGGUUCCUUAUCGGUAUCAACUGCGGAUUCGCAACGACGGCAUCCCCGACCUACGUGUCGGAGGUGGCGCCUGUGCGGCUGAGGGGCGCUUUCGGAACGGUCAAUCAACUGGCCGUCGCGUUCGGUCUCGUCGGAGGCCAGAUUUUGGGCAUCGACGUGAUAAUGGGAAGCGACGAGGGCUGGCCCUGGCUCUUGGGGUUGGCGAUAAUCCCCUCCGCUGUUCAGUGCAUAAUGCUACCUUUCGUUCCCGAAUCUCCCCGGUAUCUCAUGUUCGUCCAACAGGACGAGGAGCAAACUCGAACUGUACUUAAGAAAUUAAGAGGCACCGACGACAUCGAAGACGAAAUUAAAGACAUGCGCGACGAGGAAAUCGCCGAAAAACAGGAGCAGAAGUUCACCAUCGGGGACCUGCUCAGGAUCAAAUCGCUCCGCACCCCGCUUGUCAUCGGUAUAGUGAUGCACCUCUCCCAGCAGCUGGGCGGAAUCAACGCGGUGCUUUACUACUCCGCCACGAUAUUCACCAGCGCCGGGCUCAGCGAGUACGACGCCAGGUUGGCGUCCAUCGGAGUGGGCAGCAUGCUGUUCAUCAUGGCUCUCGUGUCGAUCCCCCUGAUGGAUCGUCUCGGCCGGCGCACGCUGCAGCUGUGCGGUCUCGGCGGUAUGGCCGUGUUCUCGGUGCUCAUGACCGUCGCCUUCUUCACCUACGAGAACAACUACACGAUGAGUAUAUUCGCGGUUAUAUUCACGCUGCUGUAUGUAGCGUUCUUCGGCGUUGGGCCGAGUUCGAUCCCCUGGAUGAUCCUGUCGGAGAUGUUCGGUCAGGGCGCGAGGAGCGCGGCCGUCAGUGUAGGAGCUCUCGUGAACUGGUUCGCUAACUUCAUAGUUGGCCUCACCUUUAUUUACAUGUCGAACGCUCUAGGCAACUUCGUUUUUCUGCCUUACACCGUACUCCUGAUACUAUUCUUCAUCUUCACGUACCUGAAACUCCCCGAAACUAAGAAUAGGACGAUCGACGAGGUAACGGCACUAUUUAAGAAAUAACACUAGGGCAGCUCACAUUCCGUAGGGUUACUUGUAUUUAUUUUUACAUUAUCUGAGUAAUAAAUAGUUGUUAU